AGUAAAACACAUGUUCCGUAAAAAGGUGAAAGCAUCUUGGAUUAGUGCGUGAAAGUUGAGGAUGGAGAAAGGCGAUCAUGUUGGUGAAAAUGGUGGAUACGUAAAUAAGGGAUUGGAACUGGAGGUGACUGUCGGUGAGAAACCCAAUACUGCCCCAAUCGUCGAUGACGAUGGCAAUCGACGCCAUCCAGAGGUUGAGGUUCCCGAGCACGUUGUGGUGGAAUCGUAUGGGGACGAGUCCAUACCGAAAUCUACAGCCUAUGCGUCGGUAGCGAUUCUCUUGUGUAUUAACCUCCUCAACUACAUGGACAGAUAUACAGUUGCAGGUGUACUUAAAGAUAUCCAAGACUUCUACAAUCUGGAGAACUCCGAGGAUGGACUCAUACAGACAGUCUUUGUAUUAACAUAUAUGGUAUUUUCCCCAAUAUUUGGUUUCCUUGGUGAUAGAUAUACGAGAAAAUACAUCAUGGCUGGAGGUAUAUUUUUCUGGUCGGUCGUAACUUUGGCUGGAUCUAUGGUACCUAGAGAUCAUUUUUAUGGCUUUGCGAUAAUGCGAGCAUUAGUUGGUAUAGGAGAGGCAAGUUAUUCUACUAUCGCCCCAACAAUUAUAGCAGAUCUGUUCACUGGAGGUAUGAGGUCCAGAAUGCUCAUGGUAUUUUACUUCGCCAUUCCAGUUGGAAGUGGCUUGGGCUACAUCGUGGGGUCCAACGUAGCUAAAGCUUUAGGGGCCUGGCAAUGGGCUUUACGGGUGACCCCCGUACUGGGUGUGGUAUGUGUGAUUUUGAUCCUAGUGGUACUAAAGGAGCCGAAGCGAGGGAUGUCUGAGGGAGGAGUCACUCUCCACAACACAAGCUACAUCACAGAUCUCAAGGAGGUUAUCAAAAUACCAAGUUUUGUGUUGUCAACAAUAGGAUUUACCUGUGUAGCAUUCACUACCGGUGCCCUGGCACUGUGGGCGCCUCUCUUCAUGUACGACUCCAUUAAAUCUCAGGGCAAUGAGGCCACACAAGCUGGCGUGGCUUUCACCUUCGGAAUAAUAACUGUGGUAGCUGGAUUUGUGGGUGUGGCGUUAGGGGCAGAGGUUUCUCGGCGCUACAAAAAGAUAAAUCCACGUGCAGAUCCACUGGUGUGUGCCUUUGGCCUUCUGACGUGUGUGCCAUUCCUUUUCUUCGCCCUCGUACUGUCUGAAUGGUACACAGUUCCAACAUGGAUCCUGAUUUUCCUAGGAGAGACAAUGUUAUGUUUGAACUGGUCCAUUAUUGCUGAUAUGUUAUUGUAUGUUGUAAUACCUACACGGAGGUCGACGGCCGAAUCAGUACAGAUUCUGUUCUCACAUGCUCUUGGUGACGCUGGCAGUCCAUACAUUGUAGGAUUGGUGUCGGAAGUUCUAUCCAAGCAUUACAAUGCUCCAGCGAGUUCCCCCUAUGUACAGUUUAAGACAUUACAGACGGCCCUCUAUAUCACUCCCUUUAUCUGUGUCCUCGGAGGAGGUUUCUUCUUGGCCACCGCACUCUUCAUCGAAAAGGACAAAAAUAACGCUUCAAAAAUCACACACGGACAAGCAUCUAUACAGGAAGCUGGAGAUACAGACAGUUACAACGACCCUAUCAUUCUCAGGUCUGAAGAUGCUGAACGGCUUGACAACCAAGUGCCUUCCACUAUAAUCUACAUAUAUGAAUAAGAAGGAAGCCAAAAAUGGAGGGAUAAGUCUGAAGUCCAUUGCUGGUGAGGAUGAGGAGUUUGAUUUCACAGCCAAUGGCGGAACAGAGAUGUAAAGGUUAUAUAGUCAGGUGACACAGAAGGGCGAUGUACACUUCUCGUCAGUGGAUGUUGACUUCUGAGCAAUCCCUCAAAUAGUCAACUAUUGAGGGUCAUUGUCCCUGGAUAAUGACCUAACAGGGGUCAUUUCCUGUGAAUUCUGACCUAACCAGGGGCCAAUUUCCCCUUGAACUCUGACCUUACCAUGUAGGGUGUCAAUUUCCCCCUGAACACUGGCCUAAUCAGGUGGCCAUACCCUGUGAACUUUUGAUAGAUUACUACCAGCCAUUCUGAAGUUCUCUUAAAUAUUGUGAUCAUUGCGAGAGAGCUUUUAAAUUAGCUAUAUAUUGAAAUCACUGGACUAUAGAGGAAUUUUGACCAUAGAUCAUGAAGACCAAUGUUCACCAGUUACCGGCAAAUAUUGUGAAUUCUAUAUUCCAUCAUCACUUCACCACCAAACGAUAUUCUUCUGUAGACAACACCAGACAUCCACACCUCAACCAGGACUUCUCGUGUUCCCCAUGAACUGGACAAAUUGUCUGUUUCUAUGUAGUUCAGUGUCGAUGAACAAGCUGUGAUAAUAGCACCAGACCCGGACAUCAAGAUACAUCGUUUAUGUUAGAAUUAUUCUGUUUGUUGUCACUGCGUUAGUGACAUUCCUGUCCACUUACAAUGAUAUGCAGAUAUUGUAUUCAGUUAUUGUGUCAGAAAUAACUGAGAAAAUGUUUUGUUGACAAAUGAAUCCUGUUUAUCAUUUUAUUGCUCCAGGACAGGUUAUUUAAAAUUUGAUUUUGACAGUGAGGUCACAUGUUCUUUAAAGAAAUAAUUUCACAACAGUUAAUAAAACAGUAAAACAGGAACAUACUCAUUCAUAAUACAUAAAAUAAUAAAUGGAGAGCAGCUGUCUGUAGUACUCGGCUGUCUGUAGUACUCGGCUGUCUGUAAUACUCGGCUGUCUGUAAUACUCGGCUGUCUGUAGUACUCGGCUGUCUGUAGUACUCAGCUGUCUGUAAUACUCGGCUGUCUGUAAUACUCGGCUGUCUGUAGUACUCGGCUGUCUGUAAUACUCGGCUGUCUGUAAUACUCGGCUGUCUGUAGUACUCGGCUGUCUGUAGUACUCAGCUGUCUGUAAUACUCGGCUGUCUGUAAUACUGUCUGUAAUACUCGGCUGUCUGUAGUACUCGGCUGUCUGUAAUACUCGACUGUCUGUAGUACUGUCUGUAGUACUGUCUGUAAUACUGUCUGUAAUACUCGGCUGUCUGUAGUACUCGGCUGUCUGUAAUACUCGACUGUCUGUAGUACUGUCUGUAGUACUGUCUGUAGUACUCGGCUGUCUGUAGUCGUACUCGGCUGUCUGUAGUACUCGGCUGUCUGUAGUACUCGACUGUAUGUAGUACUCGGUUGUCUGUAGUAGUACUCGGCUGUCUGUAGUACUCGGCCAUCUCUAGUACUCGGCUGUCAGUAGUACUCGGCUGUCAGUAGUACUCGGCUGUCUGUAGUACUCAGCUGUCUGUAGUAGUACUCGGCUGUCUGUAGUACUCGGCUGUCUGUAGUAGUACUCGGCUGUCUGUAGUACUCGGCUGUCUGUAGUACUCGGCUGUCUGUAGUAGUACUCGGCUGUCUGUAGUACUCGGCUGUCAGUAGUAGUACUCGGCUGUCUGUAGUACUCGGCUGUCAGUAGUACUCGACAGUCUGUAGUAGUACUCAGCUGUCAGUAGUACUCGACAGUCUGUAGUAGUACUCGGCUGUCUGUAGUAGUACUCGGCUGUCUGUAGUAAUACUCGGCUGUCUGUAGUAGUACUCCGCUGUCUGUAGUACUCGACAGUCUGUAGUACUCGGCUGUCUGUAGUAAUACUCGGCUGUCAGUAGUACUCGGCUGUCUGUAGUACUCGGCUGUCUGUAGUACUCUGCUGUCUGUAGUACUCGGCUGUCUGUAGUAGUACUCGGUUGUCUCUAGUACUCGGCUGUCUGUAGUAGUACUCGGCUGUCUGCAGUACUCGGCUGUCUGUAGUAAUACUCGGCUGUCUGUAGUACUAGGCUGUCUGUAGUACUAGGCUGUCAGUAGUCAAUGCUAGGUGCCAGGUGAGGAUACAAAAGUGGUGAAAUACUGCGUGAAAGACAGUAUUUUUGUAAAACAAAUUUAUUUCUUGUGUGUCGGAUAAAAUGAUCAUUUGUUUAUACAAAAAAAUUAACUUAUUUAUUACAAUUAUAUACCAUGCAUAGUGCUUUAUAAACUGAGAUUAUCAAUUUGUUUACUAAACAUCGUUUUUCAUUUGUCCUGUUAAUGUUUUCAUUCUUGGAGAUAUUUUUGUUUAACAUUUCAUCGUUAUGUCAGCUAAGAAUGAAGGUGUUUAACAUUUCAUCGUUAUGUCAGCUAAGAAUGAAGGUGUUUAACAUUUCAUUGUUAUGUCAGUUUAUAAUUAGAAUGAAGACGUUUAACGUAUCAUCAUCAUGUCAGUUUAGAAUGAAGGUGUUUAACGUAUUAUCGUCAUGUCAGUUUAGAAUGAAGAUGUUUCACGUAUCAUCGUUAUGUCAGUUUAGAAUGAAGAUGUUUGUUCAAAUCAUCCAGUGCUAGUUUGGUAUUAUAAAUAUUUGUUAUAUCCUUCAAUGUAGAAACACUAUGUGAAAACUGAAGUUUGUAAGAUGUCAUAAAAGACUAAUUCCUCAGAGUGCAAAGCUUACAAAAUUAAUCUUUCAUGACAUUGUACUGUUUGUUCAAAAUACAUUCUUUGUUUACUUUGUUUGGAAGUCCUUUCUUUCAAAGACAUUAAAACCUUUUUUAUCAGGGGCCGCGGUGGCCGAGUGGUUAAGGUGCCCCGACACUUUAUUACUAUAGCCCUCCACCUCUGGGUUGCGAGAGUUCGAAACCUACGUGGGGUAGUU
Pecten maximus is the source of this 4641-nucleotide messenger RNA. Its product is annotated as protein spinster homolog 1-like. The transcript has 14 exons. The coding region runs from base 62 to 1681 and encodes 539 amino acids. Gene Ontology annotation, biological process: transmembrane transport. Gene Ontology annotation, molecular function: transmembrane transporter activity. Gene Ontology annotation, cellular component: membrane. NCBI's taxonomy places the organism in Eukaryota, Metazoa, Mollusca, Bivalvia, Pectinida, Pectinidae. The record is from RefSeq and is a predicted model, not a curated record.